GACUGCAUUCUUGGAUGGUUCAGUUGUCCAUCACAUCGAUUCUUCCAACUCUUCCACAUGCCUAAGAAAGAUGGUGCAAGACAUUAGAGCUCUCCCUUUUAAAGCUUAAUCAAACACUCCUUCUUUCAUGCAGGCUGAUGUACUCUAAACUGGCAGCUUUGUCUGUGAACUUGGCCAACCAACAGGGAAAAGAAGCAAGCUUAUGAUGCUUCCUCCUGGUAGGUUUCCAUAAGUUAAGAAAUCUAUUACCUAAUACUGUACCAUAUGUUUCCGUCUGAAGAAUUUGUGGCUCUGUUUGGGUCUCCGACACAGGGUAGAAGUGCUUUUAAUCUUACACUGCACGAAUCAGUUGGCUCUACCAUCACCCUCAAGCGGCAGAUAAGAACGGUACCGGCCCCGUUCCGCCCCAUCAGAGGCGGCUGCAAUCACUUCGCGUUUAUAUCCCUUCUUGGUGUCUGGAACGAACGAAAAGGAAGGGAGAACGGGUAUGGUCGGGCCGAUGGCCACGGAUCCGCUCCUCAGCCUCCACCGCCACCCGUCCGACCUCAUGGUCGGCGUCGUCGACUACCUCGGCCGUCCCGCCUCCAGAUCCGCCACUGGCGGCUGGACCUCCGCCCUCUUUAUCAUAGGUCUCGAUCCCCCCCGCUUCCUCCUCAAUCUCGGCCGUCCGGUUGAUCUCGACUCGUGGCUUGCAGUGGUGGAGGUUGCCGAGCGGUUCGCCUUCUUCGGGUUGUCCUCCAACCUGAUAAUCUACCUCACCGGCCCGCUCAAUGAGCCGACGGCGACAGCCGCGGCCGCGAUCAGCACGUGGAAGGGAGUGGCGUGUAUGCUGCCCUUCCUGGGUGCUGUCGUCGCCGACUCUUACCUGGGGCGCCAUCGGACCAUCGUCAUCGCCUCUCUCCUCUACAUCCUGGGUUUAGGCAUGCUGGCAGUGUCAUCUGCGUUGCUAUCCUUCCAUCUGGCAAAAUGUGGCGGCGCGGUGGAUGAAGUGGCCUGCACACCCUCUCUUGCCCAAGUGGCCUUGUUCUACGCGUCCCUGUACCUGGUUGCACUCGCUCAAGGAGGUCAUCAACCCAGUGUCCAGGCAUUUGCAGCUGACCAGUUCGACCAAACCGAUCCCGAGGAAUCAAUCGCAAGGAGCGCUUUCUUCAACUGGUGGUGCUUUGCAAUAUAUUGUGGCAUUCUUGUUGGGGUUGUAGUCCUCAGCUAUGUCCAGGAUAACCUGGGUUUUGUCCUCGGGUUUGAAAUCCCAUUCAUGGUGAUGCUGUUUGGUCUUCUGGUCUUCUUGCUUGGGACGAGAACUUACCGCUUCUAUCUCCUGGAAGAUUUGAGCCCCUUCGCCCGUAUCGGCAAAACACUCGUUGCAUUGGCAAGAACUACGGCCGAAGCAGACACAGAACGUCACCAAUCUGAUGUUGGAGAUGUAGAGGAAUCUAAGAGGUUGCUUCGACUGUUCCCCACAUGGGCGACGUGCUUGAUCUACGCCGCCGUGCUUAACCAGCCAUCCACCUUCUUCACUAAGCAAGCCAGUACUUUGGACAGGAGCAUCAGCAGCUCGAACUUUCGAGUGCCACCAGCGGCGCUGCUAAGCCUUAUCAGUGCCUCCGCCGCCGCUUGCACUCCCAUCUAUGAUCGCUUUCUCGUGCCCGCAGCCAGAAGGUUCACAGGUCUUCCUUCUGGCAUCACGAUGCUUCAGAGGAUCGGCAUCGGAAAGGUGAUCUCUCUGAUCUCUAUCGUGGUGGCAGCCCUGGUGGAGACGAAGAGGCUCCGAACUGCAAGAGAGUUCAGCCUGGUGGAUCAGCCCGAAGCAACCAUUCCACUGAGCAUCUGGUGGCUGGUGCCUCAGUACGUUCUUUCCGGCGUGGCGGAUGCUUUCUCGGUGGCCGGGUUGCUGGAGUUCUUCUACGACCAAGUCCCUGAUGCAUUGAGGAGUCUCGGGGUGGCCCUCUUCAUGAGCAUCUUCGGCGUCGGCAGCUUCAUCGACGGAUUCAUGAUCUCUGCGAUCAACAAAAUAACUGGCGUAAUGGGAGAGACGUGGUUUUCCAACAAUCUCAACCGCGCUCAUCUUGAUGACUUCUACUGGCUUCUCGCGGGGCUCAGUAUUCUCGAGUCGGUUCUCUACCUCCACUGUGCGCAAGCAUAUGUGUACAAGAAAAAGGACACUGCUGCACUCACGUAACUUCACUUUCAUUCCAUGGGAUCCUUCUUGUCA
Molecule: messenger RNA, 2212 nt
Organism: Musa acuminata AAA Group (dessert banana)
Lineage: Eukaryota; Viridiplantae; Streptophyta; Magnoliopsida; Zingiberales; Musaceae
Product: protein NRT1/ PTR FAMILY 5.10-like
Exons: 3
Coding region: 488-2179 (563 amino acids)
Biological process (GO): transmembrane transport; oligopeptide transport
Cellular component (GO): membrane
Molecular function (GO): transmembrane transporter activity
Source: RefSeq, a predicted model, not a curated record